Molecule: messenger RNA, 11262 nt
Organism: Coturnix japonica (Japanese quail)
Lineage: Eukaryota; Metazoa; Chordata; Aves; Galliformes; Phasianidae
Gene: MAP2K6
Product: mitogen-activated protein kinase kinase 6
Biological process (GO): MAPK cascade; protein phosphorylation
Molecular function (GO): ATP binding; MAP kinase kinase activity
Source: RefSeq, a predicted model, not a curated record
ACUGCGCCCCCGAGCUCCAAGUUUGGAGCUGCGAGCUGCCAGCCCUGGCCCAUCAUGUAGGUGCAGCAGAGCCUUCCCCAGCACUGCAAGCAGGGGGGGGGGGGAAAGGAAAAACCCCCCGCUCUGCAAAGCUGCCCUGCAAAGUGUGCAAUUUGCACGGCCCCCCCCCUUGCUGCAAGGAGAGCUGCUGCAGCGAGAGUCAGGAAAACUCCAGUUGCAUGAAGAUUGAGAGCUUGCAGUUUGCAUCUUUGUUGCAAAACUAGCUCCAGAAGAGAGGCAAGGCAAAGUCUUUUGUGCUCCCCUCCCCCAUCAAAGCAAAGGGGAAAAUGUCUCAGUCGAGAGGCAAGAAGAGAAACCCUGGGCUGAAAAUUCCUAAAGAAGCAUUUGAGCAACCACAGACGAGCUCCACGCCACCCAGGGAUCUAGACUCCAAAGCCUGCAUCUCUAUUGGCGAGGAGAACUUCGAGGUGAAAGCCGAUGACCUGGAGCCCAUCUCCGAGCUGGGACGAGGUGCAUACGGGGUGGUGGAGAAGAUGAGGCACAUGCCUAGUGGGCAGAUCAUGGCAGUGAAGCGCAUCCGAGCCACGGUGAACAGCCAAGAGCAGAAGAGGUUAUUGAUGGAUCUAGAUAUCUCCAUGAGGACAGUAGAUUGCCCCUUCACUGUCACUUUCUAUGGAGCACUAUUCCGAGAGGGAGACGUGUGGAUUUGCAUGGAGCUGAUGGAUACCUCACUGGACAAAUUCUACAAGCAUGUCAUUGACAAAGGCCUGACAAUUCCUGAGGACAUCUUAGGGAAAAUAGCCGUCUCUAUUGUAAAAGCACUAGAACAUCUACACAGUAAGCUCUCCGUGAUCCACAGAGAUGUAAAGCCCUCUAACGUGUUGAUCAAUACGCAGGGGCAGGUGAAAAUGUGCGAUUUUGGAAUUAGCGGUUACCUCGUUGACUCGGUUGCUAAAACCAUGGAUGCAGGAUGCAAACCCUACAUGGCUCCUGAAAGAAUUAACCCGGAGCUGAACCAGAAGGGGUAUAGCGUCAAAUCUGAUAUCUGGAGCCUGGGCAUCACGAUGAUCGAGCUGGCCAUCCUGCGCUUUCCCUACGACUCCUGGGGGACGCCCUUCCAGCAGCUCAAGCAGGUGGUGGAGGAGCCGUCGCCACAGCUCCCAGCAGACAAAUUCUCAGCAGAGUUCGUCGAUUUUACCUCGCAAUGCUUGAAGAAGAAUUCCAAAGAACGGCCAACAUACCCAGAGCUUAUGCAACAUCCUUUCUUCACCCUGCACGAAUCCAAAGAGACAGACGUCGCCUCUUUUGUCAAACUCAUCCUGGGAGACUGAGAACUGGACUUGAUAUGAAUUGCCCUUCUGUGGACUGGUGGGUGCAGGGGAGGGGCGCGUGGCAGGACUUGUCAUGGAAGCACCAACAGAAAGUCGCCGUGUUUUGUUUUGUUUUGUUUUGAUUCUGAGAACCCCCCCCCCCUGCCUCGCAGAAGUUUUUAAAAGGGUUCUUUGGUAUCUCCAUAGUGACAUAGAACGAGCUGGUUAGUGAAAUGAAUUUUAAUAAGGUUGGUAACCUUGAAACAAAAGCAAAACGACAAGAAGAAAAUUUAAAGAGUGAUUUACAUAUUUAAAUGACAGUCAAAAUCCCUCUUCCUAACUUUCUCCUUGUUCCCUUUUCCCCUUCCUCCUGAACCGGAAUUUGCUUUGUCAUGGUAAUAGGUGCUAUGGUAGUCAUGAAGUUGUAUGUAGAUUUAUAUUUUGUCCCUUCCAUUAUUUUAAUAUUUAUGUUAAGUGCUUGAUGGAAUAGAUUUCUGUUUUAUAUGAGGAUGAAUGUGUGGUGGUGAUGAUGAUGCUUAAAUGAGGCCACAGCAAACAAUAGUCCUAGGGCUAUGCUGGGGAAAAAGGUGCCGGAGGAAAAGAGAAAGAAGUGUCUGUGUUGUGGGUAAUAUUUAAUGUGCAUCCUAAAAGGAAUUUGUAGACAAGGAUCUCAGUUCAGCUCCUUGAGCUGCCUUCGUAGGGUGCAAGGCAGCAUUGCUGUGCUGGAGGGAGCCCCAGCGUUCCGUGAGUUCACCUCUCCUCCACAGACCAUGUUCUGAGCCCACUGUGCUCUGCCAACCUCUGCAUGGGGAAAAGCCCCUGCCCUACAUCCCACCCCUUAUCCUGCAGGACUGGGCAGGUGAUGAGGUCUGAAGUGGGAAGAUAUUGUUGGGUGAGUUUCUGGGAUAAGAGUCCCAGAGGGAAACGACUUGUCCGGAAUGUUGCACAAAGACCAGGAGGAGCCUGGUCCCCACCUGCCCUCAAACCCAGCAGCGUUGCAGUGUCUGGGGCUCACCUGGGCUGGGGAUGUGCUGCUUUGGGCCUAAAAGGGCACUCCUCUCACCUCCUCCAGAUAAGAAAGGCAAACAAUCUACACUGCGGGAUGUCUGAAAAAGCAGGGAUAGCUGCUAGCCAAGGGCUGGAGUGUGAAGGCUGUCUGGGUGGGAGGGGGAAUAUGGUAACCCACUCUGCUUUUAGGUAACGUGGUUACUUUCCAGAGAACUGGGGGCCAAGCACUGCGAGGCAUUGCUGCAUCUGGAGCAAGGCCACUGGCACCAGCCUGGUGCUGGUUUGACUGAGCCAGACCUGCACAGCUGCAUCACCAGGCUAUGAAUCCUUUGCCUUUGCCUGUGGCUCCUUCUCCCAGCCCUGCAGGGUGCCUGUGUUCAUGGCUGCACUGCAGCCUGCGUGUGUGCCUUGUGCCCCUCUGUAUGCUUCUCCUCCCCACCUAUCACUUCACACAAGUUCUCAGAGCCAAAUCCCAACUGGAAGCCUGCCCUGCAAGACAGUUAUGCAGGAUGUUAUUCAGCCUGGAACACAGCCCUUUCUCUUCUAGUUUAGUGGCAUCAGUCUCCAUCGGUGUAGGUUCGGCUUCAGGACUACCCUAAGCACCCACCAGGCAAGUUGGGAAGGGUGGUAUUUAGAGCAGGGACCUUUGAGUGGCAGGGUAGUACCACUAGUGCUGGGGGCACGCAAAUGCUUUGACCACCAGUGCCUGGGCUGCCGCUGUCAAUGUCAUAACUGUGGCUGGCAGUGCCUGCUUAGGUGGUUGCAAACCCUAUAACAGUGCUGCUCUGCCCUUGGGCCAUAUCAUAGAACAUCCUGAUCUGGAAGUGACCCAUAAGGAUCGUCAAGUCCAGCUCCAUAUCGAAGGAGAUUCAUUGAUUCUUGUGCUCCUCCACUGCAGAGCAGGGCAGGCAGGGUGCAGGUGAUUCCUUACUGCAAAGGGCUCACGGGUCACACAGGCUUUGGGGAGGAGGUUCCCCUUCCUCAGCCCCUGUUUCAUGAGCCUGUUGGCCCCCAGUAACAACAAGCUCCAUAUUUCACUUUGAGUCGAGGAGAACCUUUCAGGUCACAUUGUGUUGUGGGUGAAACACAAGGAUGUUUUACUUCACUCUGUAAUUUUAAAAGGCCUCGCAUGGCUCAUAAUCUGCCCUCUCAUAUUCCGUGGUGUGUGUGUGUUUUCUCUCUCUCACUUUCUCAGAGUCACAGAGCUGUUUUGAUUGAUUGUCCUCAGCUGCAGCUGAAAGUCCGGCCAGCCAGUUUAUGGAGUUGGUUCCAGCAUCAAUUCUCGCUUUGAAAAACAUGACAUUUAAAACCACCCUUUGGUUUUCCUACAUAUGGAUCUGAUGCUUUUGUUAAAGAUUGUUUUUGCUACUUUUCUCCUGGAAUAUAAGUCUCGUUUGGACACCGCAUCCUCUUGACCUCACAGCACCUUUAUUUCAGUGCCAUUGUAAUUGACAGGUUGAAUUUAUGAGAUACUGUCAAAGUUCAGUAUUAAUAGCAGAUAUUAAUGUCACCAGCGUUUUCCAAUAGAAAAUUAAUGUCAGUGUUGUCUGCAGCUCGGAACCCUCUAAAAUGAUUCCUGCAUGCCUCAACACUACAUGCUGAGUGCUUUCUUUUAUGCCUUUUGCUCUUGCAGUGCUUGGGCUGUCUAAUCCCUUUGUUUUAAUGACAUUACAAUAGAGCAUGCAACAAAUCACUUCACUUCCUCCUGAUUCUCCAUGACUUUGUUCCUUUAAAAGUCAUUUACGUCAGCCCAGAGUAAGUGUGAAUCCGUAUGGCCAGUGUGAGUAAAACCAGUGAUCUGCAUUGAUUGCCACUGUGGAAGGUACUUGGAUAAAGGAGAAGAAUACAGAGGCUGUCUGUCUCUGCAUCCCGUGUGUUGGACAUAACGCUUGGCCUGAUCAAGGGUAUUCUUAGAGAGUAGCCUGAGCUGGUGGCCUCGUAGCAAGGAGGAGAGCCAAGGACUCCUGCCUGCAAGGUUGCAAAACAACAGUCAGACUCUUUUCCAAUUGAUUGCAAACUCAGUAAAGAUGAAAGGCUUUUGGUCAGUACUCAGAAUCUUUUUCAGAUGUAACCUGAGCACAGGUUUGGCUGGGAGAGUCAUGAUUUGUGGGAUAUUAAGCCUUUCCCUCUAACCUUGCCCCAUGCCCUGGUGUUGAGGCUUGAAGCUGUUCUUCCAAAGGCUCUUUUGUUUUCAGACAGUGCAGAACUGUGGGCAGCACACAGGGUGUUAGAUUGUCCCGAGUCAGGAUAUUUAAAUUGCAGAAGCAGCAGGUCUCAUGCCAUGGACCUGAAACAAACCAAAACACCCCAGGGAGUAAAGAGGAGUGAAAAGCUGCCCAGAGCUGAGCACAGAGCCAUGGCUUGGACCAGCAGUGUGAAUUAAUUCUAGCACAGUGAGACAUUUGUAAGGCAGGGCCUCUCUGCUGCUCUUUUCUCAGCCACAGCAGUGGUGAUCUGGCUGUGUGAGACAUGCAUAGCCCAUCCUCAUGGCAGGAAGAGGGAGACCACAGGGCCAUGAUGUUCAUCAUCUGUUUGUCUCCAGCGUGCCAAAUUCCUUACAACUCCUGAUGUUCUUGCUUGAGGCUUUGCAAUUUCUAGGGGUCUUAAACUGUUGAUGGCAGGAAGGCUUCUUUCUGGGUCCCCAACAGCCCACCAUCCCUUAAACUUGAUGGAAAAGCUGGAGAACAUUUUCUGGUUACCAUUUUUAAAGGCCACCCUGUUGCUGCAGUGGGUGGAACGUCCAUCUUCUCUGGAGAUUUUCCAGGUGUGCUGAAGUUGACACAAAGAUCUUCAUACUGUAUGUCUGCAUUUUUCCCUGACUUCUGUUGAGUUUAGUGGCAAGGAAGGAGGCAUUUCUCACUUGUUGAAGAAGUGGGACUGCCUUUUCUGGAGGCACUUGGUGGGUCGCUACUUAAGAAAUAGCACUUAAAAUGACUGAGUGCAGUUGAGCUCACUGUUCUUUGACUGGUGGGGAAGGAGGUGGUUGUGUGCCUGUUGGGUCAGUGUUAGGUGCAUUUUGACUUGGUGGGAAGGGACUCCAAUGCCCUCACCCGUGUGACAUUGCAAUGCCCAGUUCCAAGGACAGAGACACCCACCCACACAGCUUUAGCCAGGAUUUGUCCGUGUUUGCAGAAGCAAAGUAUGUACCUGAACAUUUCCCUUCUUUCCUAGACGUUUUGGAAGAGGAAAUCCCACUCGGCUAAUACAGCAUUGCUUUAGUGGCUGGUCUGGUGUAGUUCAGACAAGGUUCCCACCAGCUCCCUUGUUUAAUAGGCCUCUUUUUUAUUAAAAACAAAACCCAAACUCCUGUCUCAGAAAAGCCAGCCAAGAUGCUCUUUUUUUUUUCUCUCUCUUCCAUCUUGUUCCUCUUAAAGGAACUCUGGGAGCCAGUCUUGGUGCUUUCACUCUUGCACAUGCCAAAGAUUGCUACAUCCCUCUUAGUUAUGCUCCUGCCAAACCAGAUCUUAUAGUCUUGCCUCAAGAAUCAUCCACUUCCCUGCUCCUUGGGGUUCCUUUUGUUGCUGUUGCUUUUUCAUUGAAUUUCCUCAUGUUUAUUGACAUGUCUAUUGUUGAGCUUCCUGGACACAUGCAGCUCCCUUUUGCAGAUACAGAGAAAGACAAACAGUUGCCUUCAUUGGUCAGCCCCUGCUGUUGGGGAAAUACUGCUGGUGAUAUGAUUCUUGCAGGUGGGGAUGGCUCUCAUUUAAAGGGUCAUGGAGGGUAUAAACUGGCAUCGCUCCAUUGGCUUUGCUGGAAUAAGGCCAGUUUUGUCCAGCUGAGAAUCUGUCCUUAAUGUCUAAACAGUUAUUACACACUAAUAAAGAUUAAUGAUCGUAAAUCCCCAUGGAUUAUACAUAAAAUGGCAAGUUUCACUCAUUAAUCUUUAUUGCCAUAUUAUAGCUGUUUAUGUUAGAGGAGUUAUCUCUCUCUGUUCUGAGCAUGCACUUAGGAGGAAGGGGCUGAGUGUGGGGGAGAUGGCUGGUGGACAUAACAGACCAGAUGUCCAUGUGUUUUAUAGUCUGUGUCCUCUCCCCCAAGUUACUUAUUUCCUUGAAAGCCUUUAACCAGCAGCAAAGGAUGUAUCACAGAGCUUUGUCUGCUUCUCUGGCCUCUGGCUGAGCUAUAAAAUCCAGAUUGUUUCUGGUGAGAAGGGAUCAGAUCUCCUAAUUAAUAUUUCAGCUCAGCCUUUACUGGAGCAGAUGGAUAAUAUGAAAUUUGACGAGCGCUCUGGCAGGCCUGAGCUCUGCAGUGCACUGAGAUUCACUCUCCUGGACUGUGGCUGGAAGAGAUACUUUCUGGGCAGUAUGAAGCAAUGUUUCAGGCUGAAAGGAUGCAGCUUCUUCAUGGAACCCCGCACUAUAAAAGCAGUUGAUUUUGUUAUUAUGGAGGGCCAGAAAAAGCUUACUUGACUCAGUCUUUUGUAUUUGGAGAUGAGCUUGGAGGUGGUGGUGCCAGUGGUAUACACUGUAUAAAUGAAAAGGACUCUUGAGGAGAGUGUAGCAAACUGCCAGGGUUGUUUUAAUGGCACAGGGACAAACUAAGUGCUCUGUUGAGCAGCUGUUGUUUGUCCACCCUGCCAAGGAAGAGCUGGAGUUGAUCGAGGAGAGCUCAGCAGACAGAGAGCAAUGGAUUUAGGUGAUGCAUUUUGUCACGUGUCUCAGAUGCCACUGUGUACCCACUGCCUGCAAAAGAAACAUUUAAAACCCAAAAGAAAACCAGGGAAGAACUGCCAGUGAGCUGGUGAUGGUGCCUGCUGUAUGGCCUCGUGCAUUGCUGCUUCCCCCAUUGAGCUUGUCAGUGAGUUUCAUUGGGCAUGAAUGAUGAGAAAGGCUUGCGAACUGCCUCUGUAGCUGAGAAAGAAGAGGGUAAAUAUCUUAAGGAGUAAAUUAGAUACUCCCAUCUUUUGGUUAGUUAUAACUGCCACAGGAACAAAGGAAUCCUGCAGGGACCUGUGCUGCUAGCAGUGUUGUUCCAAUAGGAAUGCUUGUGACAUGUGUUGCACAACCUGCUUUAGUGCACUGCUGGGUGGCUGGCCAGCUCUUAGCCUGCAUUGACCUCUUCCCUAGAGUCACAGUUACAUUUUGCAUUUUACUGUCUGGGAUUUUACUAGCAGCCUUUUUUUUCCAGGCGGUUGGGCAGAGGGAAGGCAAGAGAAAGGGGCCUUUGGGAAAAGAAGGCGUUGCCUGUAUGCUAUCCAGCGCCUGCCCGCAGGUAUCCAGCCAAGGUGAGAGCUUCCCUAACCCAUUUGAAUACUCCCUGACAUGUGUUCUUACUUCUCCACCUCAGGAAAAAUCCCUGCUGGAAGCAGAGCAGCCCCAUGGUUUGCCCUUGCCGGCAGCCAGCCUGCGGGCCGGGCUGCGUUUCCUUCCUCGAAAGGCUCUUGGGUUUCUCUAAACGAUGGGGCACCACUCCAGCGGCUGCGAGGUACCGCGGGGAUAAGCUGGGAAAUGCUUGGAAGCGUCUUAAAACGCGCUGGAAAUACAGAUGGAAAUCUCGAAAGAUCAGACAGCUUUCGGCAAUUUCCAAAGCUGCGUGGUUUUAGCCAGACCUGAAAACUCUUCCUAGAAGUUUAUUUCGGGGUAUUUUGGUAUGUUACUUUCGCUUUUGGGCCCAGCUAAAUCCAGGAAGUUCAAAAUAGUGUAAUUUUAAAAUAGAGAAUAAACACCCAACCCGAAUAUUGCUGAACAGAUCAGGAAAAUUCGUGUUUGGUUUCUCACAAAGGAAGAAUUCAGGCCAGCUCAGGGUUUAUCCUAAUUCAGUCUGGUUUUGCCCGAAAUUAUUACUCUUUUUGAGAAAAUAAGGGAUCAGUCUGUGGUCUUUCCAUAAUGCCAUGACCCAGCAUGUAAAGGUCUGAAUCAUGAUGCCAGCAGGAGGUUGGAGACAAGUGCAAUGUGGAGAGGCAGCCAGCACUGAGAGCUGGAAGGAUCAAGCAAGCACAUUCAUGGCCUCUAUAAACAUAGGUAGAGGCAGAUCCUCCAGGGUUAUGUUUGAUGGAGACAUUGGGGUCUGCCAUGUUGCAUUUCUUUUGGCCUGUUCCUCUUAGAAAGACCUUACAGCCAUCUCAGAGUGUCCAGAAACAAUAUCUGAGUCAGUUGUAUCUCUCAGCUCAAUUGUAUGCUUCUUUUCAGGAAGGCUUAAGUCAUGGUGGGGUUCUACAGACAGUAAAAAAGCCACAGCAUCACCAUAUCUUUCUCCAAACAUUUCCAUUUAACGGGUGUGUUGUGAAUUUCCAGAGCUCUACCACCAUUUUGCUUCCUCCGCAGACAUGAGUUGAGCAGCUUGUGUUUGGUAGUGGCUGUCACCAUGCCCCCAGGGCUGAUGGAAAUCAUCACAGCAUCCACAACUGUUGAAAUUUGGCAUUUAUUUGUUAAUAGCAGCACACUGGGGGGAAGCUGCUAAAUGUAGCGUCUUGCAAACUGAGGAUAUGUUGGAGUAAAACUUGUCAUUUCUCUGUCCAAAGUCUUCAAUUUAUGGGAUGACGGUUUUGAUGGCAAAGAUCCAUGUUUGGCAUCAACAUUUAUCAAAUUUGUAGAGUUUCUGUCUCAGCUUGUGAAAUCUACUGUGUUGAGAUGGCGGGGAAUUCAUAACAAAGGUAUUUCUAUGAAUUUUAAACUAAAAAAUGUAAGGAAAACUGAGCUUAAUGGAAAAGUAACCACUUCCCAGUGGUGUGCUGGUGUUAAAGAGAGCGCAGGCAAAGUGGCAGGUUGGAAGUCUUCUCUUUUUUAAUGUGUUUAAUCUUUAUAGCAGUUCAGAUUUUCUUUCAGUGACUUGGUUUGCUCUGGAAUUAGAGAUUAAGUAAUUUAUUUUUUCAAAAAAUCUUUUUUUUCCCCCACUUCUUUAAACAUCUUGGAGUCUUCUGAAUAAACCUUCUCGCCUUCUUUUGGGUUUAAUAGGAAAAACACCAGUUGGGUUAUAAUGUUUCUUUCCAGAGGGGAUUUAGUGGCACCAGAGACUGUUUUAGCUGCUAAAAUGCUUGGUGCUCCAACCCUGAGUGCACUGGAAUUCUGAGAAAAUUCUCCACCUGAAAAGUACAAUCUAGUUUGAGAUGAGCACAUUAAUCCAAGCCUCCAUGUCAGGAUCUUCUGUAUCAGGAGCCUGGAGUUCCCCAUCAGCCCCCAGGUCGAGGCAGCUAGGAAUGCACUGGAAGUGCUGAGGGAUGGAGCACUGAUAAGCAGCAUAGGGAUGAAAUCCCAAACAUGAGACCUGUGGGAGACUGGUAGGGGUCUCCCAGUCAUGCUCUUCUUGUUCUUUUAGUUCCCUUCCUCCUGUCUGCAAAUGUAUCUUGCUUCUCUGCUGCUUCCAAAGCCGCCCAGGCCGUGCUGAUAAGGAACGCUGUGAUGCAUCUGUUUUCCAACAGCUUGCGUUGGUUUUCUGGUUUGUUUUUUCUUCCCCCUGUGCAUAAGAAGAGUUGGGUAGCAGAAUGUGGAUUUCAUUAGAAGUUCAUAAAGCAGGGACCUCAGAAGGAUGUGGGUAUGAAUGCUUUUCAGGCAUCUGAGGUGAACUUUAAAUGGAGCUUUGGCCCUCAUUUGCUUUCUGCUUUUCAAAUACCAUUUAUGAGAAAGCGGAGCUGUCAAAGCCAUGCAUGAACUUUGCCUUCUUGCGAAUAACUUGUCUCUAAUUGUCAGAAUGCACAAGAAACUUGUCUCAAAGUAAAUCCGGUAGCUCCACAAAGCUAUGAGUGCGUAUGCAUUUGUGUGCAGCUGGGUGGGUGCAGGGAGCCCUUCUGCCAUUUCAGAGAUUGAAAAAACGCAAUGCAAAGUGUUUUUAAAAAGAGCAAUUAAAAUGUUCUGUUUGUUGGCAAAAGUACAUCAGACCACAUCUCCCAUCGUUCUUUUAAUUGCUUUGUGUUUGUUUGUGUUGCCUGUGUCUUUGCUUGCUUCUUUCCACUGCAGCGCAGUCCAGAGCCUCACACAGCAGGGGUGGAAUGGGAAAUAGGGUGUUAGGAGAAGGGCAGGGCAGUGCAAUGGGAGUCACUGUCACUUUUUAGCUUGUUGAGGCAGCUCUGUCCUCAUCAGAAUCAAAACUUCCUACAUCCUAACAUAAGACCCCCCAAAUCUUUGUGCAAGGAGAUGGAGAUAGGAAGCUUUGAGUCCCUGCCCUCACCCUGGCUUGGGCAGUCCUUCUGAACACUGCUGGUGGUUUAGUAAUAGUAGCAUCGUGCUGGGGUCAGGCAAACAGUGCAGAGUGCUUCGUGGUCACCCACUGCCAGCCCUUGAGACCUCGUGUCAGUGCAGUCUGAAGCACUUCUCUUAACCUGUGUUGUCUUCAUUCAUCUCAAAGCCGCUCCUCAUCCUAUGGAGGUGAGAAAUAGGAAACUGACAGUAGGACCAUGUGCAUAAAGCUAGAUAGGCUUUUAUUUAAUGUUGUUUUAACGAGAUGCUUUUAGGACUCGUGUUGUGUUGGAUUAAGGAUAUUGGUGGAACAGUUAAACUGGUAUUCCUUAACCUUUCCCUCCGCCCUCUUCAUUUGAAAGACAAAAUAGAUUGGGAGAAUAUAUUUAUCUUGAAAACGAACCCACAACCCUGUUGGUAGAAUACAUUGAUCUUUACUACGCUUCAGUUUUAUUUCUCAGGAUACCCAAAGGUUUAUCACUGCUGCUGAGAGAAGGGGACAGUACACCUUUUUGAAACUUCAACCACUGUAACCCAUUUUCCAGAUGUGUGUGUGUGUGUGCGUGUGUGUGUGUGUGUGUUCAACUCAGCACUGCGUGUGCGUGUGUUCUGCUGAUUAUUGUGUGCAUCUAUGAAAUGCUUCAAACAACUGCCUGGAAGUCAAAAAACCAACCACCUCUUUCCAGUCAUGUUUGCCGUGACUUUUCAUAACCACACUUGAACUAGUGGUCUCGGAUUAAAUAUUCAAAGAGCAGGGCAUCUUUAUAGCAAUGGUAUGUCAGUCAAAUUAAGAAAAAUGUACACAAAAAUAAAUAAAUUAAAUUAAAAAAUGA